AUGCAAUUAAAUCUCACCAAAAAGAACCCACUCGCGGGUGGGAGCCAAAAGCGCAAAAAAGCCGUCUUCGACGAGGACUCCGACGACGAGCGCGGGGCCACCGCAAACGAAGCCGAGAUCACAACAGUGGGAGGGAUUGAAUUUGAUGCUGGAACCGCAAUGACGAAGAAGGAGUCAUUGACAGAAUCCAAUUCCGACGGACGCCCCGCAAAGCGCAAGGUCGUUCCGCUGGGCCAGGGCGCGAAACCGAAGAUCAAGCCGUUGAGCAAGGCGUCGAUAUUCGCAGACGAGGAUGACAAGGACGAAAAGACGGAGACAACAUAUGGGCUAAACAAUGCGCCGAAUAAACGCGACCAAAACCAAGACCGAGAACGAGAAUACACCAACCUUUCCGCGCUACAUGAAAGCAAGAAACAUGCCUCGGAGGCGCAGGAUCUCGAUCCGUCAAUAUACUCCUACGAUGCCGUAUACGAUAGUCUACAUGCGAAACCGGACAAGAAGAAUAAGGCGAAUGCGGAUGGUGAGGGUGUACCGAAGUAUAUGACAUCCUUACUACGGAGCGCGGAGAUCCGGAAGCGGGACCAGUUGCGCGCGCGGGAUAGGUUGCUAGCGAAGGAGCGAGAAGCCGAGGGCGACGAGUUCGAUGAUAAGGAGAAGUUCGUAACGAGUGCGUAUAAGGCGCAGCAGGAGGAGUUACGGCGCGUUGAAGAGGAGGAGAAGGCAAGAGAGCAGGAAGAGGAGGAGCGGCGGAAGAAGAACGGAGGGUCGGGGAUGGUCGGGUUCUACCGGGACUUACUGGCGCGCGGCGAGGAGCAGCACGACGCUGCUAUGAAGGCGACGGAGGAGGCAGCGAAGAAGAUACAAGAAUCCGGUGGGGAGGUGCCCGCGGAAACAACGGAGGAACAGAAGACGGAGGCACAGAAGGCUGCAGAACUGAACGCGCGCGGUGCUCAUAUCGUCGUCAAUGAUGACGGGCAAGUUGUCGAUAAGAGACAGCUGCUCUCGGCGGGUCUGAAUGUCGCACCAAAACCCAAGACUGCUGCACCUGCUGCGGCGCGAACGGGACCUGGUGCUGGUGCUGGUCCUAGACGGGUCGAUCCUCGACAGGCUGCUGGCCGUGCGGGACAGCGGGCUCGUCAGACCGAGAUGAUUGCGGAGCAGUUGGAAGAGCAAGAGCGGCAACGCGAGGAGGCCGAAGCAGCCCAGCAGAAGGAGAUUGCGGAGCGCAGUCGCAGUCAGAAAUCGGCCACAGAGGUAUCGAGUGCGCGCGAGCGGUAUCUUGCGCGUAAGAGGGAGCGAGAAGCAGCUGCGAAGGGCUCGUAG
This is a messenger RNA of Aspergillus mulundensis, 1323 nucleotides long. Its product is annotated as splicing regulator NSRP1-like domain-containing protein. The record is from RefSeq and is a predicted model, not a curated record. The coding region runs from base 1 to 1323 and encodes 440 amino acids. The transcript has a single exon. NCBI's taxonomy places the organism in Eukaryota, Fungi, Ascomycota, Eurotiomycetes, Eurotiales, Aspergillaceae. Gene Ontology annotation, biological process: regulation of alternative mRNA splicing, via spliceosome.